Molecule: messenger RNA, 1911 nt
Organism: Cyclocybe aegerita
Lineage: Eukaryota; Fungi; Basidiomycota; Agaricomycetes; Agaricales; Hemipholiotaceae
Source: the annotation of a GenBank genome assembly
AUGAAUCUUGUCCGACAAGGCACUAUUUUAGGGUCUGGCUCUGCUCAAGGGGCAGAUACGGAUUUCGGCACUGUUCUCGGGGAUGCUCAUUCUCGCCUUAAAUCUGGAGCCAAGCUGCAACAGUCACAAAAAUGUGGAACCACCAAAGCUAUAAAUCUGGAGCGCGCUUCUCCUAGGUCUCGUGUAGACGUCGAUAUUCUGUUGGAAAGUGAUGUCUGCGUAGAAGGCGGGCAGCUUACAGGUCGACUCAAAAUUCGUGUCAGAAAGCAGGCGAAGGGAAGGGAUCCCGUUAUGCUAUCGGAAGGCAAGGUACGAAUUAUCGGCUUCGAAAGCACCAUGAACGCGCAAGAGCGCAGUAUCUUCUACGAACGUUCUGCACCUCUGGGACAGGUGUCUUCCGGAUUGACAAAGCUUUACACCUCUGAGUUCGACGACGAAGGCUUUGCCCAGACUUCCGAAGGUGUCUACACGUUCCCUCUUGCGGUUUAUCUUUGUCCGGUCUCCGAACGAGGAGCACCCAAAGGUAACAUCUCUGUUCACCCCGGCGUUGCUGUUCGUUAUAUUGCCAUGGUCUCUCUCAGAAUUAAAGACCCCCUUACAGGCAGCAAAGCCGUCACACACUUCUAUCGCGACUGUAGCAUCUGGCCUAGACUCAAUCCUUCGGUUGUCCUCGCUCCUCUGCUCCAACCUCUUCAGGCGACAGCCUCAGAAAGCGGCGGGGACAAGGUUCAACUGACGGCUUCUUUACACAGAUCAUACUGGGUCGCCGGUCAGCUCUGUCAUGUUCGUAUCAGGGUGGUGAACAAUUCUAAGAAAGUGUUGAAGAGUGUUGUUCUUGAGCUUUUCCGGUCCACAACUAUCUUUAGACGCGAGCGACCAGCCAGUGGUCCGGAAGAAAUAAUGAGCGUUUCUCCAGCAUCUACGACUACGAAGAAAAUAGCUGAAGCCUCGAUAGUUAUGGGAGAUCGAGCUACUCGAGGGCACGCAAGUGCAAAGGGAUGGUGGACUGGUGUUGCGCCUGGUGAAAUGCAGGUCUUCAUGCAUUCGAUCUUGAUACCAGUGGGUGCUCAGAAUUACCAUUCGUGCCAGUUUCAACAUUUCCCUCAGCCAGAUGCAGUGUCGAUUUCGCGUGGUCAGCUCUUGGAGAUCUCGUACGCAAUACAAGUUGUCCUCAGUACGAACGCAAUUUUCUCAACGGAUGUCCACGUAUCGUUACCCAUUCGGAUCAUCAAUUUCAUCUCCAUCGACCCUCCUCCAAUCUCGCCAGCCUCCCUAGGUGCUACGAAAAGCGUUGUAGAAGACGAAUACGACCAGCGCUGCGAAUACUUCGAGCCUGAAUCAGAGGACGAACAGUAUGACGGCUAUGAAGAGCUCGGAAAUCUCCCCAUUCUGGACGAUGACGAUGAGGUCGUUCAACAUGCGGUCAGCUCUCUUAUGAACGGCACAGCUCAUCAUAAAGAUCCUUCGCGUGGCUCGGAGAUGUAUUAUGCGGCGUUGCAGGAGGACCUCGAUCCUAAUAAAAUCGAGUCUGAUUCUUGUCCAACUGGUUUGUUCAAAGAAGAAACUGAGCCAGUUGAAAUUGGAGCGCGCAAGCUAGCUCAGCUCAGCACCGAGCCUAGCGCUCUUCGGUCAACCGGUGUUGGUCCUGGCGCCGCAUCCCUGCAGCAGUCUCCAAACAUGCGAGAGGAAGUCGUUUUCACACACGGGCGCCAAAUAGAUCCAACUGCGACACACGUCGGCGGUCCCAAAACUGCGUCCUCCACUCAGAACCAUGGGGAAAUCGUUGAUCAAUUUGAGCGCAAUCGCGGCACAAGGGUCAUGGGUGCGGGUAGUGCUCCUGCCUCGGGAGGAAGUGUUCAGGAUAAGAUUCGUGAGCUGGAGGAAAGAGUGGCCAGAGCGUCUACAACUUAA